Messenger RNA from Miscanthus lutarioriparius, 1086 nucleotides. The record is from the annotation of a GenBank genome assembly. Lineage: Eukaryota; Viridiplantae; Streptophyta; Magnoliopsida; Poales; Poaceae.
AUGGCCUGCCGGCGUAUCGCGCCACCGCUGGUCGUCCUGUUCCUCCUGCUUCUAUCCACCGCGGCGCGACCGUCUCAGGCUCAGUCGAGCAACACCACGAUCACCCACCACUCCCGACCCGCCGUCGGCGGGUUCACGCCCACCACGGUGAUCGUGCUCGUGGCCCUCAUCUCCGCCUUCGUCAUCCUCACCCUCUUCUCCAUCUACAUCAACCGCUGCGCGCCGACCCGCGCUCCCCCGCCGCGGCGGCCGCCGUCCCGUUACGCUCCGCCGGAUCAUCAUCACGCCGUCGUCCACCCGGAGCGCCGCGCACGCGGCGCCGGGCUCGACAGGGAGGUGGUCGAGUCGUUCCCCACCGCGGUGUACGGCGACGUGAAGGCGCGCGUGGCGGCCAAGUCGGGCCCGCCGCUCGAGUGCGCCGUGUGCCUCGCCGCGUUCGAGGACCGCGACGAGCUCCGGGUGCUCCCCGCCUGCUGCCACGUCUUCCACCCGGACUGCAUCGACCCCUGGCUCGCCGGCGCCGUCACGUGCCCGCUCUGCCGCGCCGACCUCACCGUCACCGCGCCUUACACUCCUCCAGCUUCCUCCUCCGAGGGCUGCGACCUGACGGCGGCGCGCCAGGAGGCGGCGCGAGAAGAGACGGACGACGAGGAGCGCGACGAGGCGCGCCUCGUCGCCGCUUUUACGCCCGAGUCCGUCAUCAGCUUCGGCGCGGCGCGGCCCCACGAGUUCCACUACCGGCGGACGCAGUCUGCCAUGGACGUGCCGGACCGGCACACGCUGCGGCUGCCGGAGCACGUCAUGAAGGAGCUCGCCGCGGUCCGCAGGCACCGGCGGGCCGCCAGCCUCGCUGGUUACCCCGACGGCGGCGUGGAGCGGACGCCCGGAUGGCUGGCCUCGUUCUGGCGGUCCGUGUCGUGGCAGCGGCCCAGCCGGACGGAUCCGGACGCCGUCGUCGACGAGCACGGCGGGAGCAGCAAGCGCGUCGUCCCGAUCACUGGAACACCGGCAGAAAGUCCCAGCGGGUCAGGGGCUGCUACGGAGGACAAGGAGAAACCUAACCAUGACGCGUUAAACCAGGUCUGA